Molecule: messenger RNA, 558 nt
Organism: Rhincodon typus (whale shark)
Lineage: Eukaryota; Metazoa; Chordata; Chondrichthyes; Orectolobiformes; Rhincodontidae
Product: guanylyl cyclase-activating protein 2
Exons: 3
Coding region: 1-558 (185 amino acids)
Biological process (GO): visual perception
Cellular component (GO): photoreceptor inner segment; cone photoreceptor outer segment
Molecular function (GO): calcium sensitive guanylate cyclase activator activity; calcium ion binding
Source: RefSeq, a predicted model, not a curated record
AUGGGGCAGGCUUUGAGUAAUGAAAAUAAAGGGGAAAUUGGUGUUGCUGAGCUCCAAGACUUGUACAAGAAGUUUGUGACUGAAUGUCCCAGUGGAACACUUUUCUUUCAUGAAUUUAAGCGUUUUUUUGGAGUUUUAGACAAUGAAGAAGCAGCUGAAUAUAUCGAAAACAUGUUUCGGGCAUUUGAUAAAAAUGGGGACAACACUAUUGAUUUUUUGGAAUAUGUGGCGGCACUCAAUUUGGUUUUAAGAGGCAACCUGGAGCACAAAUUAAAAUGGACUUUCAAAGUUUAUGACAAAGAUGGAAACGGAUGCAUUGAUAAAACAGAACUGUUGGAGAUUGUGGAGUCCAUUUAUAGAUUAAAGAAGGCUUGCCAGCAAGAAUCAGAAGAAGGAUCUGUACUCUUAACUCCAGAAGAAGUUGUGGACAGAAUAUUUCAGUUAGUAGAUGAAAAUGGUGACGGUAAGAUUUGCCAGGUUUCUGUCACUGACAUUAACUACUGCCUGGUCAUUGCUAGAUUGAACCAGACUGAAUUGCUGGAAUGUUUAGCCAAAUGA